UCUCAGUGCUAUGUCUCCGUCCUGGGUGAGCUCUAAUAAUAGAGGAGGCCGCCUGCUCCUUUAAGAGCCUACUUGUUGCAUUUUCUAAAAAAAUAUAUUGUAACAAAAUGGUUAUCAAAGUAUUUCUCGCCUCUUCAUCGGGAUCCACUGCGAUCAAGAAGAAGCAGCAAGAUGUGGUCGGCUUCCUGGAGGCUCUUAAAGUGGACUAUACCCAGCUAGACAUCGCCGGCAACGAGGAGAACCGCAUGUGGAUGAGGCAGAAUGUCCCUGACGACAAGAAGCCCGCCAACGGUAUCCCCCUGCCCCCUCAGAUCUUCAAUGAGGACGGCUACUGUGGGGACUAUGAAACAUUCUUCGAUGCCAAAGAGGACAACUCUGUGUAUGCCUUCCUGGGGCUGCCUCCUCCUCCUGGAUCAAAGGAAGCAGAACAAGCCGAAAAGGCGCACAUUGUGGAGAACGGGACCCAAGCUGAAGAAACUAAUGCAGAGGAGAACGUGGAUGACUCAAUAGAGGUCCCAGUGGAGGAGCGCAAUGGGGAUGCACACGGAGAGGAGGAGGAGGAGGAAGGAGAGGUUGGAGAGGAGGAGGAGAUAGCAGAGGAAGAGACUGCAGAUGAUGAAAUCACGGAAGGAGAAACAGCAGGAGACGAGGCCCCUGCAGAGGAGGAGGAGGAGGAAACAGACGAGGCCACAGAGGACACAGCCCGGGCAGAGGAGGAAGAAGAACAGGAGGAAGAGGAUUUGCAGUCAGAGGACGAAGAAGAGCUGCGACAGCUUGAGGUAGAUUCAUGUGAUUUUUUUUUAACCUUAUCGCCUUCCUCAGUUUCUUUUUAUGCUUCCUUCACCACCACCUAGUGUAUCAAACAUUCCCUCAGAUUUUCUCUUUCACUAGUUCACUAGUAGACUCUGUCCCACCGAGGACUCACGAUUCAUAAUAACAUGCAAGGUUAAGGACAACACUGUCGGCAAUACCAAGAGGUUUUGCUCGCAACCUCAAGUGUGCAUUGUCUCAAUCCACUCACAUGUGCACUGAUGAUUUAAAGGAACAGUGUGUAAGAUUUAGGGGAAUUUCAUGGCAGCGAGUGGUGAGGAUUGCAAAUUGCAACCAGUUUAAACUUCUACAGGUCAGAAUUCCUUCAGUAUUUGUUGUUCAGGAGCCGAAUUAUCAGCAGAGGUUUAUUUAUCAAUGUCAAAGCACUGAAUAAAGCAGUUUCACGGUAAAAUCAGUGUUUCUUCUAUCCUGUUUGGCACAUUGUAGACAGGCCCAGCCCAGCUCAUGCUAAUAUGUGCUUACCCUUUCUCCCUUAUAACUUAUAAUCUAGAAGUUCAGGAGGUCUUUACCGGGUGCCAUAUUUUUCGCAGAGGUCUUUCCUCUCAAAAACAAACAGAGCCAGUGAUUUAAACCAGUAAAAACAGGAAACAAAGCAGUUUCGAGGUCUGUUUUUCUGUUGCUCUCGUCUUGGAGGGCUGCAAACUUCAUUGGCUGAUCUAGAGUCAGUGUUUGGUUUGUUCAUUCUGGGUUAUUGUGCAACAUUCUAAGUUUUAGGUGAUUAUAGACUGAAGAUAGCAUACUUAUUUAAAUAUAUUCUAUUUCUGCCAAUACAUCCCCCUAAAUCCUACAAACCAAACCUUUAAAGUAUGAGCUCAAGUGCUUGUCAUGAGGACAUUGCCUCAAACACAUACACACACAUCUGCACAUAAACAGGAAUGUAACCUCCAACACUGCAACUCACACCAAAACAAUCUAGACUGAUAAAUAGCACGACAGGUAAGAGGAAAAAUAUGUAAGAUUGAUUCUGGGAUGAACUGUCUUUUACACCUAUAAGGCCAGGGAUUCUCGAGCAAGACUCAUAAGAUUUGUCAUCAACUCAGCAACUUUUCUCACAGCAUUGCUUUGACCCUGGGUGAACUUCCCCAGAGAGUCCAGACUUCACAAGAUCCCAGAAUUUAACCGAAAAGGUCCAGUCUAAAAAAAUGUCCCUGUUCUAAGUGCUGUGUGAAAAGAGCUCUGCCUCACUGAGACAUUCCAACCUCUGCCUGAUCUUCCAUCACGUAUGCUCCACUGCUUUGCUUUGCUUUGCCCUCUUUCCUUUCUACCUUUCCAUCUAUAUUGUCGUUGUCUCACUUCUGUUGCAGGAGCAAGACCAACAAGGCAGUGAGGUAGUUUAUUGUUUGUGGCGUCUUGUGUAUAUUUUUCUAUAGACUUCCUUCCUUUUGUCCCUCUCUC
This is a messenger RNA of Plectropomus leopardus (leopard coralgrouper), 2226 nucleotides long. NCBI's taxonomy places the organism in Eukaryota, Metazoa, Chordata, Actinopteri, Perciformes, Serranidae. The record is from RefSeq and is a predicted model, not a curated record.